Molecule: messenger RNA, 1070 nt
Organism: Saccostrea echinata
Lineage: Eukaryota; Metazoa; Mollusca; Bivalvia; Ostreida; Ostreidae
Exons: 3
Coding region: 25-657 (210 amino acids)
Cellular component (GO): membrane
Source: RefSeq, a predicted model, not a curated record
UGUAACAACACUCUCGGGAGGAUAAUGGCUGGCUGGGGCGCAGCUUCCAUAUCAUUGAAAGUCGCCUUAAUCGUUCUUUGUCUCGCAUUCGUGAUCUUUAUUAUUGGGUUCGCGACCAAAGGAUGGGCCAAAACCGAGUACCCAUCAGAGAUAGUGGAAAUCUCUCGCAGAAUUCCUAUCUAUGUAGAACUGGAGCUGGGUCUUUGGCGGUAUGAAUAUUGCAACAAGGCACGAUAUGACUAUCGGUACAGGGAUAAUGAUAUCAGAAGGUACAAUAGAAAUAGACACUUCGUGUGUACUACCAAUGACAUCGACCUAUUUAUUGGAGGACUCAGAUACUGUGCAGACUGGUACCGGGCAGUGCAGGCGAUGGAGUGCCUGGGGUUGAUCCUGAUGGCGGGAGCCUUAAUUCUGCUCUUCCUCUAUUUCUUUGUCGAUUCUAUUAAACAGAAGAAAUACUUGUAUAUCAUCAUUGGAUUAACAUUUGGCGCAGUGGUAUGCAUUGUAAUUGGUGUGGCGGUUUUCGGGUCUAAAAUCAAGGAGACAACUUAUGUGUUUUACUUGUACAAACUUGGCUGGUCCUUUGGUUUGGCGGUGGCUGGCGCCAUUUUGGCAUUUGUUGCGGGAAUCGCAGAAAUUGUAGAGCUCCGGAAGUGAUUUGAUUGUUGUUUGGAAGUUGUUUGAUUUCCGGUUUUACAGAUGGAUCUUUCCUGUCUCAGCUGUUUAAAACAGAUUUGAGUGCAGUUCCGAUAAAAGACUUUAUAAUCAAACUCUAAUUUGUCGCAUGCCAGUGACUUAUAGAAUGACUAUUGCAUUUUCAGGUACUGAAUUACGCUUUCAGAGUGCCUUUUUGACUUUCAGAGUGCCUUCGUUAACUUGAAAGCAUCUUUUGAUGUAGUGCUUUAUCUAAAGGGUGUGUGCAUAUAUUUAUAAAAAAAAAAUUUUAUUGCAUCCAAGAAUUACAGAGAAAUAAACAAUUUUUAAUAAUUUCGGCCACAUUUUGGCCUACCCUUUAAUUUGUCAAAUACUUGCAAAGAUCUUCCAGGAAUAAAACGAGCAUCUUAAUUAAA